GGUUGAAUCAGAGAACGUAUAUUAUAUGAUAUAUAUAUAUUAUAUGAUAUAUAUACGUUCUCUGCUGACAGCCCGAAAACAGCUGUUGACGUUAUUAGAUGAAUUUGUUUAUUUUCAUUUGCAGCUGAAAUGAUAAUUUUGUUAUCACAAUAAGUACACAGUUAUAUGUCGUGAUAAGAGCUCAUCACCAUCCACAUAAAUGUUGUUGUUGUUGUCAGCAUCCAGUAAUUACUAGAAAUUAUGUCAGCAAAAUUGCAACACAUACAGAAUCUACGACAGAUCUUCCAAUGUUCGGUGGAAGCUGUGCGACCAGCGCAAUUGCUAAGUGAGGCUAAUCAAUAUGCGUUGCGGCCGCAGGUGAGCGCAGAUGGACGCCGCUUGAGCAUACAAAUACAGGGUAAAACUUUGGAUAUAACACGUAAACACUGUCAUGUUGUUGGUUUUGGUAAGGCUGUGCUUGGCAUGGCAGUGCAAUUGGAAAAAUCGGUGCAAAAACGCUUGGUCAGUGGCGUGCUGAGCAUACCGCAGGGUACAAGUGAGCGUUUUCAUGAUGUGCCCGAAAUGCAGUUAUCAGCAGGUACCGUUAUAGAUGUUAUCGAGGGCGCACCAAACAAUCAGCCAGAUGAGCAGGCAUUCGAGGCGGCAAAGCGCAUAAAAGCUCUAGCUGCGAGUAUGACAGAAAACGAUAUACUCUUUGUGCUGAUAUCCGGUGGUGGAUCUGCGCUGCUACCAUUACCGCGACCGCCACUAACGCUGUCAGAGAAGAUGCAACUGGUGCGGCGCUUAGCCAAUUGUGGUGCCAGCAUUGAUGAGAUGAAUGUUGUGCGUAUUGCUUUGUCCGAUAUCAAAGGUGGACGUUUGGCGGCUGCUGCACGCAAAGCUUUUGCAGUUAUUUCGUUUGUCAUCAGCGACGUUGUAGGCGAUCCGGUCGAUAUAAUAGCUAGCGGACCAACGUGUGCGGUAAUAUCAAAGCGUUCAACCGCAAAGGAAAUAUUGGAAAAGUAUGCAUUAUUUGCCGAUUUGCCUGAGCAUAUACGACAAUUAGUGGAAGUGUCGGAGACAAAAGCAUCAUUGACACCGGCGCUCAACAACUCUGUUUACGUGGUGGGCGACAAUCGUGUUGCUACUGCGCAAGCUGUGCAGGAGGCGCUCAGCUGUGGUUACAAUCCAUUUAUUGCCAGCACAACGUUAGAGGGUGAAGUGCAGCAGCUGGUAACCAAAUAUCAAGACUUCUUGCAAAGCAUUUGCGAUUUUCGUAAGGGUAAACUGGAUGAAAACGAUUUGAAAAGUCGGUUUCCAUUCGAUUCACGCAUCUUCCAGCAUUUCUUAAAAACACUGCUCAUGUGUGAGCGCACACAGAAGCCACUGCUACUGAUUUUGGCCGGUGAACCGACUGUUAAGGUCACCGGUUCCGGUUUGGGUGGCCGCAACCAGGAGUUGGCACUACGUAUGGCCAUCACUUCAUAUGAGAAUGCGGAUUUCAAUAAUGUUAUCUUUCUCUCUGCCGGUACAGAUGGCAUUGAUGGUCCAACGCCGGCAGCUGGCGCUAUCGGUUGUGAUUUAGUGAUAAGCGAUUUUUUGUCGAACAAUGCGCAUAAUCUGAGCGUUGUGGAAUCUGUCUUGCAGCGCAAUGAUUCGUAUAAUUUUUAUAAAAACCUGAAAGCUGGUGAAUAUCAUGUGCUAACCGGGCACACCGGCACCAACGUGAUGGAUCUUCAAUUGUUGCUAAUCGUGUAGCUUUAUUUUAAGGGUGGACAAGUUUGUUUAAAGAAAACUAUGUUAAUAUAUCGUAAAAUUGCAAUGAUAUCAAGAAAAUUUG
Molecule: messenger RNA, 1819 nt
Organism: Bactrocera oleae (olive fruit fly)
Lineage: Eukaryota; Metazoa; Arthropoda; Insecta; Diptera; Tephritidae
Product: glycerate kinase
Biological process (GO): protein phosphorylation
Cellular component (GO): cytoplasm
Molecular function (GO): glycerate kinase activity
Source: RefSeq, a predicted model, not a curated record